Acomys russatus (golden spiny mouse) is the source of this 930-nucleotide messenger RNA. RefSeq names its product olfactory receptor 10J1-like. Gene Ontology annotation, molecular function: G protein-coupled receptor activity; olfactory receptor activity. The coding region runs from base 1 to 930 and encodes 309 amino acids. Gene Ontology annotation, biological process: G protein-coupled receptor signaling pathway. NCBI's taxonomy places the organism in Eukaryota, Metazoa, Chordata, Mammalia, Rodentia, Muridae. The record is from RefSeq and is a predicted model, not a curated record. The transcript has a single exon. Gene Ontology annotation, cellular component: membrane.
AUGAAGAAAGAGAAUCACACUUUGGUGAGUGAGUUCACUUUCCAGGGUUUCUCUAACUUCCAUGAGCACCAACUCACGCUCUUCAUUGUGUUCCUAGCACUGUACAUAGUAACCUUGGCAGGUAAUAUCAUCAUUGUGACCAUCAUCAGUCUUGAUCGUCACCUUCACACUCCCAUGUACUUCUUCCUCAGCAUGCUGUCAGCUUCAGAGACUGUGUACACACUUGUCAUUAUACCAAGAAUGCUCUUCAACCUCAUUGGCCUGAGUCAGCCAAUUUCCUUGGCAGGCUGUGCCACUCAGAUGUUCUUCUUCAUCACUUUGGCUAUCAACAAUUGCUUCUUGCUCACAGCCAUGGGGUAUGACCGCUAUGUGGCUAUUUGCAACCCCUUGAGGUACUCAGUCAUCAUGAACAAGCGGGCGUGCCUCCAUCUGAUGUGGGGAGCUUGUAGCAUUGGUCUAAUUGUAGCAAUGAUACAGGUGUCAGCUGUGUUUAGGCUACCCUUCUGUACCACCAAGGUGGCUCAUUUCUUUUGUGACAUCCGGCCUGUAAUGAAGCUCUCCUGCAUUGACACCAGUGUCAAUGAAAUUCUGACUUUGAUCAUCAGUGUCUUGGUGAUCUUGGUCCCCAUGAGUUUGGUUUUUAUCUCCUACAUCCUCAUCAUCUCCACCAUCCUCAAGAUUGCCUCUUCUGAGGGCAGGAAGAAGGCCUUUGCCACCUGUGCCUCUCAUAUCACAGUAGUUGUUAUCCAUUAUGGCUGUGCCUCCAUUGCCUACCUCAAACCCAAGUCAAAGAAUACUAGGGAUGAGGACCAGCUGAUCUCUGUGACCUACACUGUCAUCACACCCCUCUUAAACCCUGUGGUAUACACCUUAAGGAACAAAGAAGUCAAGGAUGCUUUGUGCAGGGCCAUGGGCAAAAAAUUUUCCUGA